Messenger RNA from Fragaria vesca subsp. vesca, 1531 nucleotides. RefSeq names its product ankyrin-2-like. The transcript has 3 exons. The record is from RefSeq and is a predicted model, not a curated record. The coding region runs from base 577 to 1098 and encodes 173 amino acids. Lineage: Eukaryota; Viridiplantae; Streptophyta; Magnoliopsida; Rosales; Rosaceae. Gene Ontology annotation, molecular function: protein binding.
GAUCGGACAAACUUCCUUCGUUGGACACCAUCUUCUUCUUCUCUUCUAUCCAUCUGGCUCUUUCUCCCUUUCUCCUCUCUUUCUUAGGGUUUGGUCUCUUCAAUCUUUCUCUACACCUCUUCAUCCAAACCCUCUCAAAUUCAUUCCAGUCCUCAAUCAAAUCGGAAACCCGUUCACAUAAAGAUUCAAUCUUUUCCUUUCCUUCUCUGAAACACAUAAAAAAAAAAUUGAGGGUUUUGCAUCCAAUUAUGAAUAUAAUCUCGUCCUCACCGCUGGUCGUCUCCGCCGUCGUCAUCUUCGAGCUUGAGAAUCUUCGUGUCUUCGGUCCCGGAUUGAAUCCCUACUGCAUCGCCAAUCACUCUCGCUAAAUUGUUUUCUUUUCGUUUUCUUUUUUCCUAAACUUGUUUUCAAUCCCUUUUCUAAUUUCCAGUGGUUUCCCUACAAAUCAUGUAAAUCUUUGAGUCUUUAGUCUUGAAAAUCUUGAAUCUUGAAUUUGGUUUCUUGAAUAGAAGAAGAGGUCAAAGACUUGGUUUGGUGUGUUUAUCUUUGUUUUGGGUGUAUAAGUAAAUAGAAGCUAUGCUGCGAGAGCAGGAGCGAGGGUCGCUCAGGCGGAGCUUGUCGAGGAGGCGGUCGUUUCGGUCUGGGUUGGGUAUGGAUGACAGAGGCUGGACUCUGCUGCAUAUCGGUUCUCGCAAGGGUGAUCUGAAACAGGUGAGGCGACUUCUUGACGAGGGAAUGGAUGUGAAUGUUGCUGCUUGGGGUCCCAAAUCUAAAGGGAUUACCCCACUUCACCUUGCGGCUGAGGGUGGCCAUGUUGAGGUCAUGGAUGAGUUGCUUGAGCGUGGUGCUAAUAUUGAUGCCAGAACUAAGGGUGCUUGCGGCUGGACUCCGCUUCACAAUGCAGCCAAAGAGAGGAGGAGGGAAGCAGUCAAAUUUCUAGUAGAGAAUGGGGCAUUCUUGCCAGAUGACAUGUAUGAUUGUAGGUUUAAUCCUCCACUCCAUUAUUGCCCCGGUCUUGAGUGGGCUUAUGAGGAGAUGAAGCGUCUUCAGAUAGAAACAUCAUCAUCAGGGGACAGCUCUUACAGUUCUGAGAGCUAAAGCUUGCUGCUACUGUGUCCGUGCUGCAUUGCUUGGUGAUUGGUCUUGUUAUAUCUGCGUAACAAUAUACCUAUAGAAAUAAGAGACCUCUAUUCACCAUCGCUUUUCUGCUGCUGCUAUCUUGCGUAAUGGAUAUGAUGGGUAUUUCAAAAGAACUGUUAUAUGCUUCCAGUUAAACUGUUGUUUGUGUCAGUGUCUCAUUACAAUGACCAAAACCUGGUAUCACCUAUCUUCUUUCUCCCAGAGAUUUGUGAUGUAAAGAAUAAGAAUCUAGUUCUAUGAAGUUCCUUUUGGGAUUACAUUAGUACUCUGGGAGUUCUGCUUGUGUGUGUUUGAUGUUUGUAUGACUUGGAUGUCACAAUCCAUUUACUUGUGUUCUAUCUUGUUAUUGAUUGCGUUGAUUAAUUUUGAUCGUGUUUAAUAAUUUUGGUCC